CUGCCCGGGGGCUAGCCGGCGGGGCGGGGCCCGUGCCUGGGGGCGCGGGACCAGCCCUGACCUCCGCCCCGUCUGGCCAGCAGGUGCUGGUGGUGUCCCUGCUGAUGGUGCCGCUGCUCCGGACGGUGUCUCAGCGUCUCUUCUCCAUGGCCGCCGAGUCCCACGCCCCCGGCAGCCUCUCGGCUGCCUUCGUCACCUGCCCCAACGAGACCGUGGCCAAGGAGAUCGCCAGGGCGGUGGUGGAGAAGCACCUGGCAGCCUGUGUGAACAUCAUGCCGCAGAUCACAUCCAUAUAUGAGUGGAAGGGGAAGAUAGAGGAGGACAGCGAAGUGCUGCUGAUGAUUAAAACCCGGAGCUCCCGGAUCCCAGCGCUGGCUGAAUAUGUCCGGUCCGUGCACCCAUAUGAGGUGGCCGAAGUGAUCGCCCUUCCCAUCCAGCAAGGGAAUGCCCCCUACCUGCAGUGGGUACAGGAGACCGUGCCCUCCGAGUAAGACCUGCCAGUGGUCCAGCCAGAGCUGUGUAUUGGGGGCAACAACAGGCAAUAAACCACAUGCAGACACUUG
Alligator sinensis (Chinese alligator) is the source of this 563-nucleotide messenger RNA. It is a transcript of the gene CUTA, whose product is annotated as cutA divalent cation tolerance homolog. The transcript is spliced from 6 exons. Bases 105 to 491 code for a protein of 128 amino acids. The record is from RefSeq and is a predicted model, not a curated record. Gene Ontology annotation, molecular function: copper ion binding. Gene Ontology annotation, biological process: response to metal ion. Lineage: Eukaryota; Metazoa; Chordata; Crocodylia; Alligatoridae.